UCAGACUGGAUACGGCGGCUGCAGACAUACGGCAAGGAGCGCAGGAGAGUCUUCUUCACCGAGUUCUAUGCGGACGUAGAGCCCCCCGAUGACGGCACCACAACAACCCGUCAUAUCAUCGCCAGCAAGACUACCUGCGCUCUGGGCGUGCAGGGCCAAAGCGAAUACUACCUGCUCCUGUGGGACAAGACGUGGGCCAUGGAAUGGACGGAGCGCGACAUGGCAUCUGUCACCCCUAAUCCCUUCAUGGUCUCUAAGACCUCACCGACGGUGGACUUCUUGAUUGAGAUGACCCCUGUCUGGCCCCCAGCCCCUGGCGCCGAAGUCUCGGGCACUGACCGCAGCUGCCCCUUUGGCAUAGCCCUGGUCCGCUACGACGCCAAGAAGCACGGGCCCCUCCACGACAGCGACGCCACCGUCAGGAGACCAAUCCCUGGCCAACCUUACUACAGAGUCGACCGCACCACGAGGAUGGCCCAAUUCAACGGGGUCAACGCCGCGAUCCGGGAAUUCUUCUCGGCCGCGUGCGAGAGGGCAGCCCUGUGGGUCGCCGCCCUCCCACCCACAGUCUGGGCGCUCGUCUUCCGACGCGAGGAUCGCGACAACAAGGCCAGCGCCCUGUCGGUGCCCGCGCAAGGUGUGGCGGCGGAUCGACUGCUUGCGCAGGCUUCGGCCGCGCUGGAACGCAUGAUCGACGACCCCGACCAACCCGGCGCCAGCGGGCGAGCAUUCGAACCGCCCCUGACACCCCAGCAGGUUGGCGAGUCCCCCGGCUGCGUCUUUCAGCGACUGCUGCCUGUCCCGCGGGAGGUUGCGGCCUGCAUCGCGGACGCUUACAUGUCGUGCCUCGCCCCGCGCCCAACCCGCGGCACCCGCGGCUCCAUGGGCGCCCUGGCUGAGCAGAUCGGGAAGAACUUGACUCCGGACUGUAGCGACCUGUUCCCGCGCUUGGGUCUGCGCCUCGCGCACGAGGACAAGGUGAAGGGCAGCGCCGCCGGGGGGGUCACCCCCGUCGCUAAGUGCGCCGCAGCGUACAAAACCCCUGAAGGCGAGGUCACAACCACGGACCACGCGCACUGGCUCCAUAAGUUCCGGACUGAGAUCGCAGCCGAGGCGAAGCUCACCCUGGCCGCGCACGAGGCGGGGGCCGACCUUUGGGGCGAGAAGUUCCUCAUCAGCCUCCUGGGCGAAGCGGGUCAGACGGCCGAGCCCAUGGCUAUCAUGUCCCUGAUCCACGCCGCCCGAUGCGGGGCCAGAGUUGUCUUCUUCGGCGACGAACGGCAGCUAUGCCCAACGGUCAAGUCCCAGCAG
Prorocentrum cordatum is the source of this 1311-nucleotide messenger RNA. The record is from the annotation of a GenBank genome assembly. Lineage: Eukaryota; Dinophyceae; Prorocentrales; Prorocentraceae.